AAUGACUAGAAAGAGGAUUAGACAUGAGCAACUCGCUAAUGAAAAUAGGCGAAACUCUAUCUUUGCCAAUAGAACUGAAGGGCUGGUGAAGAAGGCUGAGCAAUUGCAGAUUCUUUGCGGUGCCGAGAUCGCCAUCAUCGGCCACCAGCAGGACGGCGAAAACAAUGCCAUUCUUUGGCCGUCGCCGGAGGCGGUGGAAGACCGGGUGAACAAAUUCAUGGAGUUUCCGGUGAUUGAAAGGAACAAAAAAAUGGUAACUCAUGAAAGCUAUAUUGAACAGAAUGUGAAUAGUGAGAGGGAGAGCUUGGCUAAGAUGCAGAAGGCGAUGGCAGUGAAGGAGGGAAAUCAAUUGCUGGCGAAGAAGCCGUUGGACAUGAUGGAGACGACGGAGCUGCAAAUGGUGAAGGUUAUGGCGGCGGAGAUGCUCAAGAAGCUGAGCGCGAGGGGAGCAGAAGUCGGGUUGCCGGCGCAGGGGGCUGGCCCGGCGGAGGGCGAUGGAGAGAUUUUAUUGGACCAGCUGGUUGGGGCAGCUCCUCUUGGAGCGGCGGCGGCGACGGUGGCUGAAGAUCAAGGCCUGAUGCGGGGGAUUGCUGCAGUGGGGGCUGAUAAAUGGUUUUCCAAUGUCCCUAAAGGCAGCGGUGACGGUUCUCUUGGGAUUGGUGGCUUCAUGGGUUAUGCCUUUGCGGCUGGCGGCGGCUCUGCUUCUGGAUCUGGAGGAUUUUCUGCUGCUGGCGGUUCCUCUUCUGGUUUUGCAGGUUUUUCUAGUGGUGCGGCUGCUGUUGGUCGUUCUUCUCCUAGUUUCAGAGGAUUUUCCGGUCCUGCUUCCAUGGGCGGUUCUUCUUCUAGCUUUGCAGGUGACGGCGCUGCUGCUGGCGGUAGUUCUUCUAGUUUUGGAGGAUUCUCCGGCACCGACGUCGACGACUUUGUGUCCUCCGGUUCUGGUCUCGAGAUUGGGAGGCUUUUUGGCGAUGGUUCCUCCAGUGGUUUCGGAGGGCUUUCUGAGGCUGGCGGCGCCGGUUCCUCCGGUGGCGGCGUUGGUGGAUUUUCUGGUGGAAAUAACUAGGCGUUUGCAGCGUGCGUGCGUGGCUGGCAGUGGAAGUGAUGAAUGAUU
Andrographis paniculata is the source of this 1111-nucleotide messenger RNA. RefSeq lists its product as uncharacterized. The coding region runs from base 2 to 1063 and encodes 353 amino acids. Gene Ontology annotation, molecular function: protein dimerization activity; DNA-binding transcription factor activity, RNA polymerase II-specific; cis-regulatory region sequence-specific DNA binding. Gene Ontology annotation, biological process: positive regulation of transcription by RNA polymerase II. The transcript has a single exon. Lineage: Eukaryota; Viridiplantae; Streptophyta; Magnoliopsida; Lamiales; Acanthaceae. The record is from RefSeq and is a predicted model, not a curated record.